This is a messenger RNA of Scedosporium apiospermum, 1077 nucleotides long. RefSeq lists its product as uncharacterized. Lineage: Eukaryota; Fungi; Ascomycota; Sordariomycetes; Microascales; Microascaceae. The record is from RefSeq and is a predicted model, not a curated record. Bases 1 to 1077 code for a protein of 358 amino acids. The transcript is spliced from 4 exons.
AUGUUUAAAGGAAACGGAAGUGAGAGUGACGUUGAUAUGGAGGGUCAAGAUGCGAGAGGUAUCGCCACCAGGAACGUUGGGAGCGCAGGUAGCGCUGGCCCUGGUCCUAUCUCUCGCCAAGGCUCCGUUGACCACCUGCACGCUGAGACCGCCGAAGCGACCGAGGUUCCAGGAGAAAGACUCAACCAUCACCGGGGGAUAGCCGAACCGCCAGAUCCUGCAUCUGUCGCCGACUACGAAGGACUACUGAUAAAAUUCCACAGUCUCAAUAAGGACUUGGACGAAGAGAGACGGCUGCAUCGCCGGACAAAGGUCGAUCUUCAGCAUAAGGAGCAAGAAGCGGACGAGAUAUUCAAAGAUUGGAAACAGGCAACAAUAGAGCUAAACAAGCUGCGGGCGCAGGGCCAAUUCCGCUGGGCGGGUGCUAAAGCGGCCGUCGCCAUAGCUAAUCUAGGCCAGGUCCUCGAACCUCACAGCCAAAAUGUGGAAGCGAAGUGUAGAUACUUACGAUGGAAAGCCACGACAAGUGCUCUUCUUGACAACGAUCAAAUCCAAGGCUCAGACGAUAGUAGGAGAAUCGAGGAGAUGUGCAAAUCGCUGAGCCCCUUCUCAGGAUCAGAAGUCACACAUCUUGUGGAGAAUCUUACGCGGGUCGUUGGGGAGGCUACGGAUCUCGACAAAGCAAUUAACAAACAAGCUGCCGAGAUUACUUGGUUUUCCAACUGCGUUGGGAGGGAAUUCGAUCCAAUGUGGAUGGAGAUAUCCCCAUCGAGUAGUCAUAGGGACAGGGGCGGCUAUGUGAGGCUAGUUGUUGCCCCUGGACUCAAAAAGCGAGGGACGUCGACAGGAGAGGAUUUCGAGAUUGUAAACACACUGCUCAAGAUUGAGGUUGUCUGCGAGAUUGGCUCCAUGGACAGCGAGGGUGAAUCUCUCUCUUCAUCCAUCGUCUACGGCAAGACGUUUGAGGAUCGCAAGGGCGAGGUCCUUGACGCCACGGCCCACGAAGUACACGGCGACAAGUGGCAGAACCACAAACCACUAGGACGGUCCUUCUUCAACCAUCUCCUUACCGGCUAG